Macrobrachium nipponense is the source of this 6548-nucleotide messenger RNA. RefSeq names its product synaptotagmin-15-like. Lineage: Eukaryota; Metazoa; Arthropoda; Malacostraca; Decapoda; Palaemonidae. Gene Ontology annotation, molecular function: calcium ion binding; syntaxin binding; clathrin binding. The transcript has 13 exons. The record is from RefSeq and is a predicted model, not a curated record. Gene Ontology annotation, cellular component: plasma membrane; exocytic vesicle. Gene Ontology annotation, biological process: synaptic vesicle endocytosis; regulation of dopamine secretion; regulation of calcium ion-dependent exocytosis. The coding region runs from base 432 to 2042 and encodes 536 amino acids.
UGAAUAUUUAUGUCGAUGUUUUGAGUGUCAUCGUUGUAAGCUGAAACCAAGAGAAAAAAAAGAACAAAAUAUAAGUUUGAAUAAGACGACGAGGCUGAAUUAUUACAUUCCCCGAUUCCAACUAAGGUUAAAAUCGACACUCGACCCACUCAAGCGCAAGAACCCAGAACAAUGUCCUCGCCAACAAAAACGCAGUAAAAAGCAACUCACAGUAAAAAGCAACUCGCCAGCAAAUAAAAUAAUAUAAUCGAUCGCCCAAAGGGAACUGAAGACUGCGAUAAAAAGCGAAAAAAAGUUUUUGCGAGAUAAGAGUGCCAUGACGCCGUGUUAAACUUGAAUCAGCUGACUUUGACAGCUUAAGAUAGAAAACGGGAAAUUAUUUCAACGCCAAUAAACUCCACGGGCUUCGGACCGACGAUUUCGUAAGACUCAUGGCUCCGGGGAUAGCGUGGCACAUAGACCAUCCCGUUAGAGUGAAUUCACCCGCAGACAAAGCAGGAACCAUGAUAACGGCAGGCGACGGGGUAGGGGUGUGGACUGAGAGCCAGAUGGCCGUCACCAUGGUCGCUAUCUUUGGCGGCGUGGGCGUGGCCGUCGUGGUGGUCAUCGCGGGCGUGUGGGCGGCCAGGCGGUGGGUGGACAGGAAGAAUAACGAAGAACGACAGCAGAUUCUCCUGUGGCCGGGCGCGGGCGUGCAGCCUCACAGUUUCCACAGGAAACUACAGUACCCUAUAAGGACACGCGAGAUCCAAUUCACCCUGCCCCCUAGCCUGGCGCCCCUGGGGGGCCCCGGUGGAGUGGACGACGAUGCUGGAGGGAGUGAGGGAGGGGGGGAUAUCCCCCCUCUCCAUGCUAGUGUGGCAUCCUUAGCUGGAGCAAGUGGCGGAAGCAGCGGGUCCUCGUCAACGCAGGACUUCGCGUCACCUUCCUCUUCUUCCUUGGCUUCUCUGGGAUCCCUGGACACCACAGGGACUCAGGCGAACGCUACGGACAACCGUAGGAGCUCCAUCACCGACCUACGAAGGCGCUCGCUGCAAGUUUAUAUGAAGUACAAGAGAAGUUCAUCUUGCAUGGCAAUCCAUACUCUAGAUGGGUCAACUGCCAACCAAGGCUACAGCUUGGGCACACUGAACCCCGAGCUCUACAGGAUCCCCGACCACUUGGACGACCCUGGCACCUACCCUCCCGGGCAUCUGGGUCGGGUAUUCCUGACCCUCCACUACCACAGCAACACGGAGAAGCUUCAGGUGGGACUCCUCAGGAUCAAGAACUUGCCGUCUCGAACGUUUGGGUCGACCAACGCCUGCGAUCCUUACGUCAGGCUGAGCGUACUACCUGAUGAGCGCCGCUACCUGCAGACAAAGAUGAAGAAGAAGACUUGCAACCCCGUAUUUGACGAACAUUUCGGAUUUCACAUCCCCCUUCGGUGCGUGGAGGAACGGACUCUGCGAGUGAGCGUUUUCGACGGUGGACGCCACAAACGCCAGCCGGCCAUCGGUCACGUGGCUUUCACCCUGGCCCAGGUUUUAGCUGACUCAGCAGCUGCUGUCGCCUCUCCUACACCCAAUACCAACAACGUCCUCGUCCGAGAUUUAACACGGGAAGAAGAAUGCGCCACAUCUUCGGAAUUAGGGGAGGUGUUGGUUUCCCUGACUUACAAUGAUCACCUCCAUCGUCUCACUAUUACUGUCUUCCAAGCUAAAGGAAUCAAGGUGAACGAAGGAGAGACAGUCUCCUACAUGAAGGUGUCACUGAUGAACCAAAGGCGCGCAGUGAAGACCAAGAAAACGGCAGUGGUAGCCGCAGGGGAGGAACCUCAAUACAACGAGUCCUUCCACUUCAGACCCCCUCCAGAAAUGGAUGGGGUCCACCUCUCACUCCAGUUGCAUCUAGCAGCCAACUCGAAUGCCAAAGGUCGCGUGUUGGGCCGGGUCGUCAUCGGGUCCUUCAUGUUCGCGAGAGGCCGGGCGCUGAACCACUGGAACGAAGUGUUGUCGACUCCCAAAGAGGCCAUUCAGUAUUGGCAUCCUCUCACAGAGUAAUCCUCUGAUAAGCCUCUCCUUCGUACAGAGAAGACACUUACCUCUCCCCCAAUCUUCGUAACCACUCGCACAGCAAAGCCUACGCUUCUGUUAUAUGAGUCGAUGCUAGUCUCUUCUUGUAAGCAACUGGAAAAUGGGAAGUCAAAGUGACGAGACAUGAAUAUCUGAUGGAAAUGAUUACUCAUUACAGUCUACACGGUUCUACCUGUUAAUCAUAUCAUAUGUAUUAUCAUCCUCCUUGUGUUAAGCAGGUAAACAGCUGGGACUGGGUGAUUAUUUUGAGCCAAGGGCUAUAAUUCCUCAGUAGUGGUUGAUUAACUAGUCACUACCUGAUCUCAUUACUUGUUAAGUGAUACUGUUGUAUUUUUUUUUUCAUUUUUUCAAAUGAAGUUUGAACCCCAUUCUGUAGGUUUCAGUAUUGUUCUAGAUGUGGAUCAUUCAUCUUGUAGUACAGUAUGAUUGUUUGUUUUAGAUCAAAGGAAGAUUUUUUGGGCCAUUCUUAGUCCUGCAGGAAUUGCAAGAGUUCUGGUCCCUGUCCCUAGAUGACCUGAAUUUAGUUAAAUGGCUUAGUCCAUGAGUUUUAAUAUAUACACAGCUGAAUCUCAUUUGUUUUCAGUAUAACAGUCACUGAGCCACUCGAAUCAUGAUCAGCUGUUUACCUCAGAAAAAUAAGGAAGAUUGUUUAGGUAUAAGUAAGGCUUAGUAAACAUGUCUAUGUAGUGGACUCGCUGCAUGAUAGUUGCUUGCCUACAUAACAACCUGUAUUCCUUUGGAGCCUCCUCCAGUCCAUCAAUUGUUCCUUUCAUUCUGCAUCUGAGGCAGCCAGAGAGUUGAACGUUACACCUAGGUCAUCGAGAGAAGCCAUCCUUCGAUAGCAAUGUAGAGCAAACUAGAGAUAGCGCAGAUGUAGUGAAAAAAUAACAAAAAAGAAUAUCCUGAGAUAUACUCAGUGAUGACUCACAUCAUAGGCAGAGAUAUGUAAACCCCCCUUCCCUCCCUCUCUCCCUCCCUUGAACUUAAACGUAAACAAGAACAUAGAUAUUGUUCAGUAGGUGAUAAAGUAUACUCAUGUCAGAGUGGUGUGUGUAGAUGUGUAGAAGUUUUAGUUUUUAUUGUAGGGACAAAGUGUAGAGCUUCUAGGUUAAUGAGUUUGAGAGACAGAUUUCAAUUAUUCACUCAAGUAACAGGGCCGUUAAAGCAUUUGUUUUUUUUAGCUUUUUUCAUCCAUUUCAGGGCUAAAAGGCUUUCUAGAGCUACAGCUGCAUUGUAGAGCAUGUAUCAUAGAGGUUAAAAUUCAAAUUUAGCUCUGUGGAUGCAUUUCAAAACUGCUGAUGCAUUCCCAAAGAUAAGUGCAUUCUUAUACGUUUGUCAUUGCAUCUACAGAGCUAUUGAUAUAUUUCUAGAGUCACUGAUGCAUUCUAGAGCUAUCAAUGCAUGUUGAACUACUCUUGCAUUUAAAAACUACAAAAGCACUUUUAGAGCUAUACUUAGGGCUGGUUAUACAGUUAUCUUAGGCAGGAAGUUCAGCACUUGGAGGAUGGACGAAGGAAGUCUUUAGCAUAAAUAUAAAAGUAUGCUAUUAUGUGAAGUUGAACAAUAGAAACCAGUAGCAAAUCGUAGAGAAACUUAGGUGCAAUAACUAACAAUACAGCCGUAUCAGUACUUUGCUUAACCACUCAGCCUAGUGUGAUGCUCAGGUAACUGUGACUCAUCCUCGAGAGAGGUUCAAGUCACGGAGUGCUGGUGAUCACACUUGGCUGUGUUUCGACAUAUCUUGCACAGAGUUGCAUAGUUGUACAAAAGCCGUAACAAGGUAGCUCUUAGGCCUUCUUUGAAUUGUGUUUUAUUUCUUGAUAAUCACCAACGAGUCAUUCCCGUGAUCACAAGGUGGUGGCUGGCAUCUUUUGAACAGAUAUCAACCGCAGUAAGCGCACGAUUGAAUAUCUGUUUUAUAUUUAUACAGUACACACUUCAUAUACUCAUAAGUUCUAGAUGAAUUGCAUAAUUACUGUAGGGUAUGUAUUGUGUGUAGUUGUAUACGUUAAAAUACAUACAUGUGAUCAGUAUAUGUAUGUGAUUAAGAUAAAGACCUCAGCCUACAGGUAAAAAUGGCUACUUUUGUUACCAUCAUGAUUAUAUAAGCACUGGAUAUGGAAUAUAUUCUCUGUCUGUUAGUCUGCCAUAUCAGAAUCUCUCCUGAGUAUGUGGUCAGCUCAAAAACCUUCACAAUAACUAAAUAUGGCUUCAGUCAAACUUCAAGUCUUGUAUAUUUUGAGGGUGACAAAAAGAGGUCUUGGAGCAGGGAGUAACUCGUCUGGUUCUUUUACAUCUGAACAAAUAUAUUAUAUAUAUAAUAUAGAUACAUUAUGAUAUAUUCAGAGUCUCGUCGUGCAUCUGGUAUUCGCAGAUACAUAGGAAAUUGUCGCCUUAUCUGUAAUAUCUUAAUCUUUUGUGGGCAUCUGAGCGGGAAACGGUUUACAUGUUACUGGAGUUUAAAAUCUUUAAAAGGGAUUAGGUUGCUUAAAAAUAUUUACCUGGCUGGAAAUACGUAUCACCAUGUAAGCCGGAUUCCGCUUAGCAAAAGUAUUACUAUUAUAUGUCAGCUGUGAAUGAAACGGUACAUGGAUGAUGUCAAGUUAUGUUAAAGAAUGAACUUCCUUUUAAUUAUACCUUUCGCAAAAAAAAGGCUACUCAACGAUCACGGUCCAUUCUUGUACUGUUUCAGAAACGGUGACAUCCACUGAUUUGUAUGAGAGCGAAAAGCUUUUUUUUUUCUCCUGAAUCGUAUGAAUGCACUGUGCAGGAAUCCAUAUGUGCUUGCUUUAGCAGACGAUAGUACAUUUGUGUUAUAUAUUUUUUUAGGGAGUGCUGCAGUGCGGUAAUAUUACACACACAAUAGAUCAAAUUCUAGUUGGAAGUGGCAGUCAGGGCAGAGUACCUCUCGGAAUCUACUUCACAGAAGUCUCCUGAAUUCAUUCUUCAGAUGCAGAUUCUGUGUCGACAGUGAGACACAUUCAAAUGGCUUGUUUUAAACUUGACUAGAAGCUGUCCCUCAACUUUUAUUUAGGCAAACUCAAACUCAAAUGAAAGAACUGAUUUGAGAUCUAACUACUUGGAGUGAGAGUUUGACAUAGAAAUUUUUAUGAUGAUGAUGGCCCACUUUCAGUCUUUCAGUUAGCUUUUCUUAAAUAUUCCCAUUUCUAGUUUUCAACUCUUCAGCAGUGGCCCUUUUUUUUUUUCUUAAGAAUGAAGGUAUAUAAGUAAAAAACUUGGGACUAUGCAGCCUUAACAUGCAUUUGUACUGGAAAGAAUUUCAAAUUUCUUGACUGUAUUUUGUUUAAGAAAGAUUCUUAGAUCAAAGGUACCACCUUCUUGAAGUUCGUACGAGGGGCUUUAUACAAUAGCUCCCAACUUCCCGAAAUUUAUUAAGAGGGAUGUUAUAUAUUUACGUAACACUUCACAUUCCUGCUCAUACAGAGACACUGAAAGAGUAACUUUUGUCAUACUGAUUCUUAUAGGUAAAUACCCAAGGUGACAAGCUCCUACACUGCAUUUGCUUUCUUCCCUUCAUAUUUCAGAAACUGAAUCUCUCUGUGAUGUAGAUUCUCUGACAAUUCAGCCAUUGAUGCCUUACAAUAACUAUUAAUUUUAUGUAGAAGAUGCAAACUAAUAUUACACCUAUGUUUUGUGCAUGUGUGUGUGCAUGUGUGUGUGUGUGUGUGUGUGUGGCUGUAGAGUAAUGGAAGAUGUACAUCUGUAAGUGUGCAUGCAUUUGACAAACAGUAUUAUACCCUGACGUGAUAGAGCUUGUUCCAAACGUAGAGUUGUGACUGAUUUAGAUUAUAUAACAUUGUCACUCAUGAGGUAGUAGUCAUUCAGGAGUCGACACGAAUAAAAAAACAAAUAAAAAAUACAAUAACAAAGACAGUUACAUGAUAUUACUAGUCUGUAUGGCGCAUACAUAAUAAGUGUAGUAUUAUGUAAAUAGAAUAUAAGGUAAAGGAGUCGUUUUCUUUUGUCACUUUCAGAUUAGAUGUGAAAUUCUAGUUUGUUUUUUGUUGACAAAACAGUUUGAGAAUUAUUUAUUAGAUUGAUUAAUAUUACUGAGACAAGUGUGCUGGUUCUGUAUAUUAUUUGAUGCAAUUAGUAUUAUUGUUAUGAUUAUCAAUAUCAUGAUUAUUUAUAUAUCAUUGUAGAAUUGUCUUCAUGGUGAUGUAAUUCGGUUUAGUGUUUUUAAAUUCACUAUUAAGGUUCAUUAUACAUCCUUAUCAUCAUUUCAGUUCACCAAAUAUCAUUCCUUUUCAUGUUGAUUAUUGUUUUACUUAACUUGAUACUACAGUAAGAGUGAUCAGUUCAGUCAUUACAACAUGUAAAUACAUUUAGCUUUACGAUUAUCUCAUGGUUGUAUCAGAAAGCAUAUAGAAGAUAUAAUAUGAUAUACUACAUACUAAUCAAGUAUCAGCAAAGUUUACAAAGUACGACAUAGAGUAUAUUAUUCUAAAGAAA